AUGGAACUUCAAUGGUUAUGGAUGUUUGCUGCCACUUUGUUGACAUGCUACAUUUUUGUUAGCAAAGUUAUGAGGAACUUGAAUGGAUGGUAUUAUGAUCUUAAAUUUAAAAACAAACAAUAUCCACUGCCUCCCGGUGAUAUGGGAUGGCCUUUUAUUGGAAACCUAUGGACCUUCUUCAAAUAUUUCUCGUCUGGUCGCGGUGAAACGUUCAUCAACAACAUUGUUCACAAAUUUGGACGAAUUGGUAUUUACAAGACUCAUCUGUAUGGAAGUCCAAGCAUCAUUGUCAUUGCACCUGCUAUAUGCAAGAAAGUCUUAAUUGAUGAAGUGACCUUUAAAAUUGGUUAUCCAAAAGCUGCCACUGAACUAGCAAAAAGUAAGUUACUAAAUAGUGAAAAUGGACGUUUUAAACGACUAGUCGCGGCUCCUAUCAUUGGUCGGAAUGUAUUAGAAAUGUACUUAGAGCGUAUUGAGGAUAUUGUGAUCAACAAGCUAGAAGAAUUGUCUAGCAUGAAACACCCUGUUGAGUUCCUUAUGGAGAUGAGAAAAGCUUCUUUUGAAUUCGUCAUUCACAUUUUCUUAGGCUCUUGUGAUCAAAGUAACGUAAAGAAAUUUGGAGAUUUGUUUAAUGUUAUGUGUAUUGCAUUGUUCUCUUUGGUGCCCAUAAAUGUACCUGGUUUUGCUUACAACAAAGCAUUAAAGGCACGUAUGAAGUUUGUCAAGAUAGUGCAAUAUAUUAUUUAUGAAAGGAGAAUGACGAUAAAAAAUGGACAAAAUGGGAAAAAUAAUGAUUUGUUAGACAUUAUUUUGCAAAUCAAAGACGAAAGUGGUGAAAAAUUUGAGGAUAAGGACAUUAUUGACUUACUGAUAACGUUUCUAUUUGGUGCUCAUGAAACAAUCGCAACUACCAUUAUGUGGUCAGUUAUGUAUCUUACACAAAAUCCACUUUGUUUGAAGAAAGCUAAGGAAGAGCAAGAAGAGAUCAUGAAAGCAAGACCACCCUCGCAAAAACGAUUAAGUAUUGAUGAAAUUAAACAAAUGGUUUAUCUUUCUCAGGUCGUUGAUGAAACAAUACGCCAUGUCUCUAACUUUUCAACUUUUCGAGAAGCAACAACUGAUGUGAACAUAAAUGGUUAUUUCAUACCAAAAGGAUGGAAAGUAUUAGUUUGGCUAAGCGCUCUUCAUAUGGAUCCAGAGCAUCACUCAAAUCCAGAAGAAUUCAAUCCAACGAGAUGGGAUGAUUAUAACCCCACAACAGGAUCCUUUAUUCCUUUUGGAGUAGGUCGGAGGCUUUGUCCGGGAAGAGACCUAGCGAGAUAUAAAAUAUCUAUAUUUUUGCACUAUUUUGUCCUAAAUUACAGGUUGGAGCGAAUAAAUUCGGAAUGUCCGCUUACUAGUUUCCCACAACCUAAACCAAUAGACAACUGUUUGGCUAGGAUAAUAAAGCUCUCUAAUUCUUAA
Messenger RNA from Medicago truncatula (barrel medic), 1464 nucleotides. RefSeq names its product beta-amyrin 11-oxidase. Lineage: Eukaryota; Viridiplantae; Streptophyta; Magnoliopsida; Fabales; Fabaceae. The record is from RefSeq and is a predicted model, not a curated record. The transcript is spliced from 8 exons. Bases 1 to 1464 code for a protein of 487 amino acids. Gene Ontology annotation, molecular function: ent-kaurenoic acid monooxygenase activity; heme binding; iron ion binding. Gene Ontology annotation, cellular component: endoplasmic reticulum. Gene Ontology annotation, biological process: multicellular organism development; sterol metabolic process; brassinosteroid homeostasis.